Drosophila sechellia is the source of this 3245-nucleotide messenger RNA. Its product is annotated as myb-like protein AA. Lineage: Eukaryota; Metazoa; Arthropoda; Insecta; Diptera; Drosophilidae. Bases 579 to 2132 code for a protein of 517 amino acids. Gene Ontology annotation, cellular component: nucleus. The transcript has 7 exons. The record is from RefSeq and is a predicted model, not a curated record.
GCACACCACCACAAACGCAGCAUAACGCGUCGUUCGACGUCGGUGUUUGUGUCUACGUCACGUCGGCUUAAAUUAUGUUUUAAUUACCCAGCGGCAACUGCGAAGGUAACUGAAUCGAAGCACAAAAUGCUCCCUCAAUUGCAUAACAGCACUUGCGCAUGAGUGUGUGUGUGUGAGGAAACGCCAGAGGACCGAAACACACCACACCGAAGAGCGGCGUAGGGAAAGAGACGGCAGAAGCAGCUGAAUUGCAGUACAAGAGUUCAUCGCUAACACAAACACAAGCCAUGUCCUCCUGCUGAAUUUCUAAAGCGACUUACUAUCGCUUAAUUACCAACGAACAGUAUUCGCCCGAUCAAACGCCACAUAACCCCCUAAACUCACCACAACACAUUGGAAGUGGGUGGGAGUCGCGGCUAAGCUGAAAUUGCAGCCCUGGAAAAUGGACGUUUCGGCGCAGUGCUGACCUGGCCACACAGACCAGCCCCCGACUUAGUUGCUGUUUUUUUACAUAACUCGCCACACUCGUUCGCCUCGGAAUACGUGAUAUAUAUAUAUAUGACAAUACGAUAUAUAUUAUGGCCGUUUUCCUGAUCAACGUCUGCAAAUACAAUGGCUGCGGCAUCACAUUUCCGAGCUUGAGCGAUCUGAUUUCCCACAUCGAGGACACCCACAUAGACUAUGACCCAAAGGUGGUCGAACAGAAGGAGCAGGCACAGCCUGCCUGCCUGCCCUUAAGUUACGUCCUGCGCUUCAUCACCGAGGAGAACCGCAAGGAGGCGGGCUCGUUCCUGGCCAGCAACACAACAGCCCCACCUACCACCAACAGCGGAUCCAAUGCCGCUGGCCACGGGAAUGGCAAUGUGGAGCUCAAGCGAAAGCUGGCCAUCAAGCACCACAGCUACAGCAUGUCCUCGUCCAACCGCAGCACCACGCCCACAGGCAGCGAAAUGGACGAGGACGAAAUGGUGGUCACGGAGUCGGAGGAUAGCAACGACUCCUGGACCACUGAGGAGUUUAGCUCAGAGUUUAUCAUGCGCUACGGCAGCAGGCAUUCCGGUGGUGGAAACAAUGGCACGCCCGGCAAUGAGAAACCCUUCGCCUGCCCUGUUCCGGGAUGCAAAAAGCGUUACAAGAACGUCAACGGCAUCAAGUACCAUUCGAAGAACGGUCACAAAAAGGACGGAAGAGUGCGCAAGGGCUACAAGUGUCACUGCGGCAAGAGUUACAAAACGGCCCAGGGCCUGAAGAACCACGCGCUGCACACCCACAACUCGCAGCCGGAUAGUGUGCUGAAUGCCCAGCUGGCCAAUGCAUUGGCCAUAGGCGACGGGGCCAGUGCGGCCACGCCUGUGGGCAGUAGCAACACCUCCUCCAAUCCGAACCCGCCGCCCAUCAUUCAGCGCAGCAACUCGCCGUCUCAGUCGCUGGGCUCGUUGAGUCCGUCGAGCAUCAGCAACAUGUCGAGCAGCGCCAGCAGUUGUCAUGGAGGCAGCGGCAGUCUGUCCAACGGGAACAAUGGCAACAAUGGGAGCACUACUAGCAACACUGCCAUUCUCACUAGCAACGGGAAUGUCCUGCAGCAGCUCAGUGCCGGGAAUGUGGUCACCCUGACCAAUCUUCCCACGCAACAGCAUCAGCAGCAACAGCCGCAGCCGCAACAGCAGCAGCAGCAGCAGCAACUCCAUCAAAACACUGCAACAGAAACCUCUUACUCCUGCUCAAACAACAGCAACCUCAGCAACCCCAACAGCAACCACGGCAGCAGCGAUUCCAGCAAGCCGCCCACGACUGUCCUGUCCGUUAACAAGAGGUCCACCGCAAUCGCUACAGCGAAACUGCCCACCACCGGCAACUCCCUGCCCAUGCAGAUCUCGCCCAACUUCAUUGAGCACAAGUAUUCGGCGCUGGCCAUGAAGGAGAAGUUCUUCUUGAAUCUGAGGGCCGGCAAAGCGGUGGCCAGUUCACAGGGAGCCGAUGGAAUGGGCUCAACCAUGGGGCACCAAUCGGAUGUGGGCAUUUCCGGCGGAUCAGGAGCAGGCGGUGGCUUGCGGGCGGUUGCUGUGGGCCAAAUGUGCGCGCUGCAAAACGAGCACAUUCACCAAAAUCUCUUCAAGAAAACGAUCAACUGAUCGGCAGAUCGGAUGAGAAGGCAAGAGAGUUGGCUGUGAUGAAGUAGUAACUAACUGACUAACAAACCUAACAAGAGGCGGAGAAAGAGGAUUCGUCAAUAAGGCAGAGAUGGGAAAAGGAUGCAGAAGCUGCAGCAAUUAAUGGAGGAGGAAUAAGUGAGGCAGUUGGGCGCUGCCCUACGGUCCUUAGAGAAGUUUUCCAAGACAAGGCAACAAGAAGCAAGAAGUAAGAAGCAAGAAUUUCCAUUGGCUUCCAAAACACCACAAAAUGCAAAAAACAAAACAAACAAAUUCCAAGCAUUUCGUUCGCAACUAUGAAAAAAUCACCCCCUAGCACACAAAAAAACAUUAAACCUAAUCUCAAAAAUAGUUAAGCUGGCCUGCUUAGAAAAGCUUCUCUAAAACAGCUUUAGAUAAUUUUAAAAUUAAAGGAAACAAAACAAAACAAACAAAAAUUUUGAAAAAAAAAAUAAUUAUACAAGCGACAACAUUUUAGUAAAUACAUUUGGAGAAUUUUCUUCAACUAGUCAUUAUUGUAGUUAAAUUAAAUUUUUGAUUUUUAUACGCAUAAAAACAUAACUAUCUAACCUACUGGUUGGUGGAAUUCCCGAACCCUAUAUUUAUAACUUAAAAAACCUCUAUCCCGUGUACAAUUUCAAUGAAAUCAAAGUUAAGGGUCUUUCCCCAAUCAGUUUGCGUCAUUCUAAUUGAAAAUUAUAAAUUGUCUAAAAGAAAUCCAUAGAAGCGAAAUGGUGCACGGAACUCGUUUUCGUGAGACCGUCGGAAUUAGGAAAAUUAUAAGUCGCCAGCUUGCCAAGGCAACUUUGAGCGAGAGAUGCAAAAUUUAUAAAUGUCGAAUAUUUCAAACAUAAAAUAGUUAGCUACAAAUUUAGGGGAAGCCGGGUGGCGUUUCCACAUAGGAGCCACAAUAACUCUACAGUAGUUAUAGUAUUAUAAUUAUAGAUUACGCUAUUAUUUAUAGAGCAGAGCAUGCAUCUGUAGCUGUGUGAGUGUUUAUCCGUGCAUGUAUUGUAAUUGUUUAUUUAUAGUGUUCGAACGUCCCCUAAGUGUAAAGUCCCCAACAAAUACAAAAUAUACGAUAUGAAUACAAAA